This is a messenger RNA of Dimorphilus gyrociliatus, 1714 nucleotides long. The record is from the annotation of a GenBank genome assembly. NCBI's taxonomy places the organism in Eukaryota, Metazoa, Annelida, Polychaeta, Dinophilidae.
ACUAGAUGGCGUAGGCCGCUGUGGUCGAUAAUACAGAGUUGUGGGUUUGAUACUAAAACAAGACUAGAUAUAAAAACUAUCAGUAAAGGUUAGUCAUACUUAAAAAAAAUAAUAAAGAUUACUAGCAGACUUUUAUUUAGACAAUUAAUUAAUAGAGGUAAUUUUAAAAACUAAACUUUUUGUUUAAGUAAUUUGAAACGGCUACAACCAUUAUUCUUUACGAACGAAAGAAAAACCUGCAAAAAUGUUUAAAUAUCAUUGUCGAAACUUUGUAAAAAUAAGCAUGAAUAAAUGGUAUAAGCAAAUUUUUCAGAUGGAUUUCGGACCGAUUGAAUGGCGCCCUAAAUUUGCAACUAAACAGGGUGAAAAUGCUCUCUGUGCACCAACGCCCUUCCUAGCUAUUAAAGAGGAAGAAAUGAUGAAAAAUAUGAAUAAAAUGAUGGAGUUGAUGAAGCAAUGGCCAAAUGUUGAUUUGAGACCCCAUUUUAAAGCCCAUAAAUCGGUUGAUAUUGCAAAACAACAGAUAAAGUUGGGAGCUGUUGGCAUUUGUUGUCAGACACUUACUGAGGCUGAAUCAGCUGUUUAUGGUGGCUCAAUAGAAGAUGUUUUCAUAUCGAAUGAAGUUAUUGGUGUAGGAAAAGUGAAAAGGGUUGUUCAAUUAGCCCUGAAAUCCAAAAUAUCCAUUUGCGUUGAUAAUGAAGAAAACAUAAAAGAUUUGAGUCAACUCGCUAAGGAAUCUAAUGCUAACUUAGAUCUUGUGAUUGAGGUUAAUGUCGGUCAGGAUCGAUGUGGUAUUAAACCUGGUGCCGAUGUUGUACCUUUAGCUAAACUUGUAGAAUCUUUACCGAACGUACACUUUAAGGGAAUUCAAGCUUACCAUGGCUGGAAUCAGCAUGUUAGAUCAGCAGCUGAAAGGAAAGAACGGACCAACACUGUUGCCGGACUAGCACAAAAAACGGUUGAGUGUCUGCAGUCGGCCAACAUUAAAUGUCCCUAUAUUACGGGUGGUGGUACGGGAACUUUCCCCUACGAAGCUGGAACCGGUCUUUUCACAGAAAUUCAACCAGGUUCCUACGUCUUUAUGGACGCUGACUACAAUAGGAAUCUGAAUGAAAAGGAGACUUUCUAUAGUGGCUUCGUUCAAAGUCUUUUUAUAUAUACAACAGUUCAAAGUAUAACUGGUGAUGAGAGAGCUGUUGUUGAUAGCGGUAUGAAAGCUGCUAGCUUAGAUUCUGGACCUCCCUUGGUGGCGGGAAAAGAGGAUUCAGUCAUCUAUCAUUCUGGCGGGGAUGAACACGGAAUAUUAAGACCGAACGAUGGCUUUAAAGUUGGACAAGUUAUUCAAUUAAUACCUGGGCAUUGUGAUCCAACUGUCAACCUUCACGAUGUUUACUAUCUGAUAGAUGGUAAUGAGAAGGUUAAAGCAAUCUUACCAGUAAAUGCCAGAGAUGCUGGCGUCUGAAAUGCUUGACAUAGAAGUAACAAACAAUUUGAAUAAUUUUGAUUAAUUCAAAAUACAAAAAGAUUAACAAUAAUAAUAAUGUAACUUCGUAAAGGAUAUUUGCAUGACGUAGAUUUAUUUACAGCUAAUAAGCCUAUAAAGAAUGAGAUUAAAUAUUACUGUUUGUUAUUUGGUAAUAUUAAAUGAUAUCUUGAAACUUAUAGCCAAAUGUAAUAUUACUCAGAGUGUAUUUAUACAAGAAGUCAUUUCAAA